CACUCCGCUUGGCACGACAUCGAUCGGUCGUCGACUGAACAAUCAACUCGAGGUGAAGCCGCUGCUCGCCUGUUAUCGAACGAGCUGCUCAGCCGCAUUAUUGCGUCUUCAUCUACCCUUGUUGACGGUGGAGUCGACGAGAUGAAGGCCAAGACGCUCUUUGGUGGUGUGGAUGGAUGGCAGAGCGACGAUUGGACGGCCAGCGACGACUCUGUGCGUGGGGGUAGCUCAAAGUCACAUCUGUGUUGUGGGCAAGAAACUGCCCACUUCUAUGGCACGCUCGACACAAAGACGCUGGGCGGCGCCGGCUUCGCUAGCCAGCGCACCGUGUCCGACGACCUGAAGCUGGAUUUGUCGGACUACGCCGGCAUUCAGCUGGACAUCGAAAACGGCGAUGAUAAACGCUACACAUUCAUCCUUAAAGACGACCUCAAAUCGCCCGGCAUUGAAACCGGGCGCGAGAAAUCGUCCAUCUCUUUCGAAUGCGACUUUGACCUCGAAGACGUCGCCGACAACACCAUCUUCUUCCCCUGGGAUGCCUUUACGCCCACCUACCGCGGUAAGCCGCAGAAGGACGUCGCGCCGCUCGAUGUCAAGAACAUCAAACGGGCGAGCAUCAUGGUCCGCUCGUUUUUCGAUGCGCAGUAUGGAGACUUCUCCCUCACGCUCAAAAGCAUCUCGGCGCUGAGUGAGGCGCCUCCUCCUGACGGUAAACAUCCCCCGCUGUCAGGAAAGAUAGACGAGGCGGAUGUGGAGAAGGGUGGUGUAGCGGCAGCAUCACCUCGCCGUUCCACUUUUGGUAAUAUUAGAUUGCUAAUCCAGGAACGUCGGCGCGCGGCAAUCUAUGCUGUUGUUGGCUUAGCGGCCUUCUGUCUUCUAUACUCUCGCUGCGCCUGGUAAGAAUGGACGAAUGUACGUCCUGCAGAAUGCUCAUAGCGGAAAUGGGGACGGAAACUUUGGCCAUGUACGCAAUAACGAUGGACGCUGGUGUUUCUGCUGCAAUAACGAAGAAUGAGAU
This is a messenger RNA of Neohortaea acidophila, 1018 nucleotides long. RefSeq names its product complex I intermediate-associated protein 30-domain-containing protein. The record is from RefSeq and is a predicted model, not a curated record. The coding region runs from base 142 to 900 and encodes 252 amino acids. Gene Ontology annotation, biological process: NADH dehydrogenase complex assembly. NCBI's taxonomy places the organism in Eukaryota, Fungi, Ascomycota, Dothideomycetes, Mycosphaerellales, Teratosphaeriaceae. The transcript is spliced from 5 exons.